Messenger RNA from Mycena citricolor, 1496 nucleotides. NCBI's taxonomy places the organism in Eukaryota, Fungi, Basidiomycota, Agaricomycetes, Agaricales, Mycenaceae. The record is from the annotation of a GenBank genome assembly.
GUCGUAAAGCUCAGUUUUCUUACCUCGAGCGCCGUGUUACCGAACUCGAGGAAGAGAAUCGCCAACUGAGGGCUGGUCUUGUAUCAAGUCCCCCACCUUCGGAACUGGUGAAAGCCCAGGAAGCCGAGAGGGAGCUGGCCAAGGAUCGGGAGAACGAGGAGCUCCGCCAACGUAUCAAGUCGCUCGAGAAAGGUUGGGAUACAGUGAUGAAGGCACUGGCAGCGCAAGGUCUUGCGCCCACCUCAACUGCGACGACGGAACCCUCUGGAACAUCCGCUGCGACCGCAGUCGCUUCUCCAACGGAAGCCACGACUACGACUGCGACAUCGCCUCUCAGCGAGCUUGGACCCAUCAUGUCAUUUCCCAUUUCUCCCGCCCCAUCACACACCUCUCUAGAAUUUGACAUGUCUCCUUCGACAUCUUUCUUGUCGUCUCCUAGCCUGUCACCAAAGACCGAGCAAGUCGAGAUCACUCGCCACCUAGCACGGGUGGCGUCCAUUCCUGGCGGUCCAACUCCGUCAUCAAUGGCCCUGCAGCGGGUGAUCUCGAACGUUCCCUCGGACUCAACGGUGCAGACGAAAUCCAGCGUCUUGAGGAACCAACGAUUGACGACGCAACAAUGGAGGACCUUUUCCGGGAAAUCCUCGCCCCAUCCCCCAACCUCUCAUCGUCGGAUCUUCCUUUUGACGUUCCGGGCGCCUCCGGGUUCCAAGUCACGACGGAUCCGUCGGCCCCGACAGCGCCCUUCCCGGCGCAAGUGACUGCCAGCGAGACCGCAGGCAUUCUAGGGUUGGAGGGUCUUGGGCGGGAUGGUGCCGAUGAAACUACAGGGUUCUGGAACACAGAACUCGAGGUGGAUAUGCUGGAGAUGGAUCGGAUCCUGGAGCUCUUGCCGGCUGCUACUGCUGCGGCCGGCUUCCCGUCAAAUCUCGAGUGGGCAGACGCCGACGCGCUCUCACUGGUGAAUCCGGAUCCCGCUCUCGUCGGUGUCUUUUGAUCGCCGGCCCCCAAAAUUACAGCAUACCCCUCAUUAUUUCCCUGGACAUUCACUGGCAUCUUAUCCUCAUCUAUUUCUCUCCUCUCUUAUCUAUCGAUAACGUCCUCUUCCAUUUCCUCCUUCACGCUGACGAUACAUCUACUGCACAUCAUCCGCUGUUGUACGGGCGAUCCUCUUCUCGAUGCUGCCACGGAAUAGCAGGAGGUCCUUUCUCCCCCACGGGGUUGAGAGCGGAUCUUCUGGUUUACUUGUGUGCGCUUGAGUUGUUGGGGAGUUCGGUCUUCAAUGUUGUUGUUUCGUGUAGAUAGUGUCUUGUCCUUGUGAUUGAACAUGAAAUGAUUUUGACGCAAAUCGAGAGGGCUAGUGAAAACAACGGAAGUUACAUUGCAUUAGAUUUUGCAAUUCAAUUUCUAUCUAUACAACAAGAACGGCGACCAGCACUGUUAGCAACACGAUGGGUACAGUCAAUUUAUGACCCAAACUGGUAGCAGUAUUAGGG